Notolabrus celidotus (New Zealand spotty) is the source of this 3537-nucleotide messenger RNA. It is a transcript of the gene nom1, whose product is annotated as nucleolar protein with MIF4G domain 1. Gene Ontology annotation, biological process: ribosomal small subunit biogenesis. Gene Ontology annotation, molecular function: protein binding; RNA binding. Gene Ontology annotation, cellular component: nucleolus. Lineage: Eukaryota; Metazoa; Chordata; Actinopteri; Labriformes; Labridae. The coding region runs from base 466 to 3042 and encodes 858 amino acids. The record is from RefSeq and is a predicted model, not a curated record. The transcript has 11 exons.
AAGACUACAGACUCACUACAUGCUAGCUCUUAACAACUCGCAACACUAACACGCAACUCCUACGCCUUCCCUCCGCUGCAGAAAUUCACCCUGACUGGUUUAAAAGACAGUUUACAUGGAAGGGAACCCGCUCCGUGCUGAGGAAAGAACCGCCCCAAAAUAAAGUACGUCAUCACUGAGGGACAAAUCUCUCAGGCUUGACCCGGAAGUAUAUAGUCACGUGUUCGUGGGUCAUGGUAAAUACAAUGUUGUCCUCAUGGAAAUACAUGUGCAGUUUAAGGUAUUUAUAUAUUUAAACCUGUGAAGGCUUUAGUCUAUUCUUUAUCUAUCGGUAUUUAUAAAGACUUUGUACUUUAACAUAGACUUGUUCGCCAAGUGGAGUGACUCUACGUUCUGCUCGUUAAAGUUAACUCAUGUCAAAUUAGCACACAGUUGUUAUCUUUGGUUCGACUGUAUUCCUAAACGAUGAAGGGGAAAUUGAAGCAUAACAGCAAAAAGAAAAAGGGAAAUGAGGUGUUGCAGAAGUACAUGGUGGCCGUGGAUGAGUUUAUAAAAAAAACUGGUAAUGAAGAGCAGGUCGAGAGUGACCACAGCUUAAGAUUUGUGAAAAAGAAAAGCAGGAAAGAGUUACGCAAAGAAAAGCGUAAGAUGAAAAAGGCCAAAAUGAAAAGUCAUUAUGAGGGUAAGAAGACCCUCAGUUUACCCCAUGAUAACAGUGACAACUCGGGAAUACCAGCUGAUGAACAGCAGAAGAAGAAGAAGAAGAAGAAGAAGAAAAAUAAUGAUAAAGUAAAGAAAGAGGUGACAGAAGCUCCAACAAAAAAGUCUAACAACUCUAAAGCCCCAUCCACAUCAAAGAAAGGCAAGAAGAUCAAUAAACUGCAAGAAUCCAGAAAAAUGGCACUUCUGGAGGCAAAUGAAGAUGAGGACAGGGAGAUAAAGAGAUUGGAGCGCUUCCUGGGAAUGAACAAAAGGAAAAACAAAAAAACUCUCCCUCAGUCUUUUGUGGCGGAUGGGCUCGAUUACAUCCUCGGGAUGCUGGACUCUGGCUCAUCGGCUGCAGGUAUGUACGAUGAAGAUGAUGACAUGGACAUGGCUAAGGAGAACUUUGAAAAGCUUGAUGAAAACAAGUCUCAGAUGUCAGAUGAAGAAGGAGAAUCUGGAUCUGGAUCUGGAUCUGGAGAGGAGGUGGCUAGUGAAGUCAGCGAUGAGGAUGUGGAGUCUCUCAAAAAUGAGGAGGACAGUGAAAUGGAUGAUGAUGAUGAUGAUGAUGAUGAUGAUGAUGAUAAUAGUGAUGAUGAUGAUGACGAUGAUGGGAAAGUAGAGGAGGAAAUGGAAGGUGACUUGGAAGAGAGUGAUGCUGCUGACUCCGCUGAUGAAAAUGAAGGAGAGGAGAAUGACGAAGAAGCAGACACUCCUGACAUGACAACAGACUCAAAGUCAGAAAAUGUCAACUCAGCAGCAGGUAAGUAUGUUCCACCUCACCUGCGGAAUAUUGGAGAUGAUAAACGUAGAGCCGAGCUUGAAAAACUGAAGAGGAAUGUUAAAGGCCUGGUGAACAGGUUGAGUGAGCCCAAUAUGGCAUCCAUUAGCAAUCAGCUGGAGGAACUGUACAUGAGCUGCAGCAGGAAGGACAUGAAUGACACCCUGACAGAGGUGGUACUGGCUGCCUGCGUCACCCCAGCCCUGAUGCCUGACAGACUGCUGAUGGAGCACGUCCUGCUCGUCAGCGUCCUCCAUCAUACUGUCGGUCUAGAGGUGGGGGCUCAGUUUCUGGAGACAGUUGUGCGAAAGUUUGACGAGGUGUACAAAAACCCGACUGAAAGCAAGGAGUGCGACAACUUGAUCGCCAUUGUCGGUCACCUCUAUAACUUCCAGGUGGUGCAUUCUGCCCUCAUCUUCGACAUCCUCAAACUGUUGGUCGGAGCGUUCACAGAGAAGGACGUUGAACUUGUUUUGUUCGUGCUGAGGAAUGUCGGCUUCGGCCUAAGGAAGGACGACGCUCUUGCUCUCAAAGAGCUCAUCUCCGAGGGCCAGCGCAAGGCCAAUGACAUGGGGAGCAAGUUUCAGGAUCAGACCAGAGUGCGUUUCAUGCUUGAAACGAUGCUGGCUUUGAAGAACAAUGAUAUGAGGAAGAUCCCAGGCUAUGAUCCAGAGCCUGUGGAGAAACUGAGGAAGCUGCAGAGGACUCUGAUAAACCGCAGUUCAGGAGGCAGUGACAUGAAACUGAGGGUCUCUCUGGGAAAUCUCCUGGCAGCAGAGCAGGUGGGCCGCUGGUGGAUCGUGGGCUCAUCAUGGAGUGGAGCACCCAUGAUCAGCAAGGAGCAAGGCAGCAGUACGUCAAAACAGAGCUCAGCUGAAGGACAGUUUAGUGCUAAAGUCCUGGAUCUGGCUCGGAAGCAGAGAAUGAACACUGAGGUCAGACGCAACAUCUUCUGUGUGAUCAUGACAAGCGAAGAUUACCUGGACGCCUUUGAGAAGCUGCUCAGGAUGGGCCUGAAGGACAAGCAGGAGAGAGAGAUUGUUCAUGUCCUGAUGGACUGCUGUCUGCAGGAGAAAAGCUUUAAUGCUUAUUACGCCGUACUGGGAGAGAAAUUCUGCUCACAUGAUCGACGCUUCCAGAUGACGUUCCAGUUCAGUCUCUGGGACAAGUUUAGGGAGUUGUCAAACCUUCCCAGCAGCACCUUCAACAACCUGGUCCAGCUGGUUACCCGCUUCCUGCAGAAGAAGAGCCUUUCACUCUCCAUACUCAAAGUAAUAGAGUUUGGGGAGCUUGACAAACCCACUGUGCGCUUCUUACGCCAGGUGCUAACCAAACUGCUUAAAGAAUCUGAGCCUGAGGACCUGGUCAGCAUAUUUGGAAGGAUCUCAGGAAUUCCUAAGCUAGGAAUGCUGCGAGAGGGCUUGAAGCUUUUCAUCAGCCACUUCCUGCUGAAGAAUGCUCAGACACAGGGACCAGCUGAGCAAGCAUCGCUGCUGUCAGAGCGUGCACAGGUCGCCUCCAGAGCCAUGGAGGCCAAGGAGGCCAAGCUCAAACUGUAAAACACACACACACACACGCACACACACGCACACACACACGCACACACACGCACACACACACACUGAACUGACUGAACUAUGGAACAGAAGUAGAUGGCUUGUAAGGAAUUAUUUCUUCAUACAAAGAACCCAAACCUACAGUUUUCUUUCAGCAGACAAUACAGAAUAUGUGUGUAUUUUUUUUUAAAUAAAAUAAUUGUGUUUUUACUUUGAAAAGUUCUUGUACAUAGUUUUUUCCAGGAAAAUGUUUAAAUUGAUAGGAAACCAAUGCAUUUAGGAACCCACCAAUCUCUGCACUCUGUGCAAUAUUUUAAAGCAGUGCGUGUUCAUUUAUCUCAAUAGUAUUUGGCAAAAAAUACCUUGAUAUUUAAUGACACACUGACAAUUUGUUGGUAUUUCCUUUGUAUUUACAUACUUCACCUCUCAAAUACAUUGUUCAUGAUGCUGCUUGUAAAUUUGUUUACAGUUUCUUAAAUACAACUCAAAAAACCUUCA